AUGCAGGCCACCACCAUGGGCGACCUCUGGCUCCCUGCCCUUUCCACCGCCACCUGGAAUUCCAGUCCCACCCAAAACAAGAUCUCGGAUCAUCGCGUAGAUGGUCUUCGUCAUGCUCACGAUUUGCGGUUUCUCUGGUACCUGGCGGAUCACCAUGGAACCUCCGCUACGCUGACAGCGGAGUGGGAUGGAUGCGCUCAGAAGCCGGUGUAUGGAGACCCUGCCUUUCAUCGUCUGCCGCGUGCUCGUCUGUUUCGGCAGUCUCGAGCUCGCAUGGGGCUUGCAAAUAUGUCCAUGGAGCCGGUUUCUUCCACUAAGUUUCCAUGGCUCUUGCCGAAACGUUUGUUAACUUACCUGAUCACGUUUGAUCUGAUGGCGAUCGCCUAG
Messenger RNA from Guillardia theta CCMP2712, 387 nucleotides. RefSeq lists its product as hypothetical. Bases 1 to 387 code for a protein of 128 amino acids. The transcript has 4 exons. Lineage: Eukaryota; Cryptophyceae; Pyrenomonadales; Geminigeraceae. The record is from RefSeq and is a predicted model, not a curated record.